Messenger RNA from Besnoitia besnoiti, 11094 nucleotides. RefSeq names its product putative dynein gamma chain, flagellar outer arm. Lineage: Eukaryota; Apicomplexa; Conoidasida; Eucoccidiorida; Sarcocystidae. The record is from RefSeq and is a predicted model, not a curated record. The coding region runs from base 1 to 11094 and encodes 3697 amino acids. Gene Ontology annotation, molecular function: minus-end-directed microtubule motor activity; dynein light intermediate chain binding; dynein intermediate chain binding. Gene Ontology annotation, biological process: microtubule-based movement. The transcript is spliced from 50 exons. Gene Ontology annotation, cellular component: dynein complex.
AUGCUUGCACGUUCUCUGGCUGCUUUCGCGGCGACCUUUUCUGUCUGCGUCUUCUCGCAUGAGGGCCGUUCUUCUCCCUUCUUCGAAGUCGAGUUGCAGCUGGACGGCAAGGGCGUGCGCCUGCAUCCGUCGCUGGAGGAGAUUCAGACGGCGAUCAACAAGUCUGCGCUGGCGGUUUUAGGGUGCUCAAAAGAAGUCGCGCCUUGGAGCCUCGCGACACCGGCGGACGACGCGGCACCGCAGGAAGAAGACGCGCGAGGCGAGACCUUUCGCGAGCGCAUCUCCCGCGACAAGGAGAUCCUCAAGGUGCUUCUGCUGCUGACCGGCUCGAUUCAAAGCACGCGCGACGAAGUCGGCAACUACCUCCAGAGAUUCGACGAGUUCGCCUGGCUGUGGUCCGACUCGCGCCAAGAGAGCUACGAGGCUUUCGCCGCCAGGAACCCGUCGCUGGACGAGUUCGAGAGGCGGCUGCGCGCCUUUGGCGAAGUGGAGGCGAAGAUCCAGGCGAUGGAGAGCAAAGCCGCGAUCGGCGUCCUCCUCCUCAACACUGGCGGCCUCGUCGCUCAGCUCAUUGAGUUGAUUCGGGGAUGGAAUCUCCAGUUUCUCCACGAGCUGCAUCACCAAGCGAAGCAAAAGCUCGAAAGCCUCGCGGAGCAGAUUCGGCAGAUGGCGAAGCGACUCAAGCGGCAUGUCGCCGACAUCGACGCGCUGCGCCACGUCAUGGAGACGCUCAGCUACAUCCGAGAAAAAGAAGCAGACAUCGAGUCGGAGUUCGAUCCUGUCAUCAGCAUGUAUAACUUGCUGGAUCGCUACUCGCCCAGCAGCGUCUCGCUGAUCGACAAAGAGGAACAAGACCAGCGCCUGAUGCUGCGCACCUCCUGGCAGCGGCUGCUGGCGGAGGCGCAGACGCGCCAAGACAGUCUGAUGGAAAUGCAGACGCACUACAAGCGCGAGCUGAUUACAAACAUCAACAGCUUCAAGGUCGACGUGAAGCAGUUCCGCGAGGACUUUGAGCGCAACGGUCCGACGGCCUUCGGCGUGGUGCCCAGAGAGGCCGUCGAGCGCGUGCGACGCUUCAAAGAGGAAUGCGAGAUGCGGACGCGGAAGCAAGAGAUUUAUUUCGCGGGCGAAGAUCUCUUUGGUUUUUCGCAUCAGUCCUACCCCGAGCUUGAGCAGACAAAGCGCGAAAUUGCGCACCUCACACUCCUCUACGACCUCUAUGUGCAGGUGAUUGACACGAUGAAGGAGUGGAAGGACAUUCUCUGGGUCGAUGCGCCGAGUCACAUUCCGCUAAUGAGCGAGCGAAUUCAGUUUUUCUCGACGUGCUGCAAGAAGCUCCCGAAGCAGCUCAAAGACUGCGACGCUUACCUCGAGUUCAAAAAGGAGAUUGACGACUUCAUCGAGAUUCUUCCGCUUCUCGAGGAGCUCAGCAAGAAGUCGAUCAUGCCUCGCCACUGGAAACAAAUUGAAAAAAUCACAGGAAAAUCCUUCAACGUGGAGAACGAGAUGCUGCGCCUCCAAACGCUGACCGACGCAGGCCUCCUACAGUUUAAAGACGACAUCAUCGACAUUUGCGAGUCCGCGGAUAAGCAGUUGAUCAUCGAGGAAAAACUCACAGACAUCGAAAACACGUGGAAACAAACCAACUUCGACUUCGGCACCUGGAAAACGAGAGACUAUCCAUGCGUGCUGCAGGGAGGGCGCGUCGUCGAGAUCCAAGAGGCGCUCGAGGAGUCGCAGAUGGCGCUGAACACGAUGAACGCCAUGCGGCACGUCGCGCCCUUCAAAGACCGCGUCGUCAGCAUGCUCACAACGCUCUCGGACGUUUCAGACACGAUCGACGGCUGGACAAAGGUGCAGGUUCUCUGGACGUCGCUGGAGCCCGUCUUUACAGGCGGAGACAUUGCCAAGCAGAUGCCCGCGGAGGCGAAGCGGUUCCACAGCAUUGACAAAGACUGGACGACGAUCAUGGCAAAGGCCGCAGACACCGUCGUCGUGACGGAGUGCUGUCAGAACGAGCUCCUCAAGCAGCUGCUGCCGGUUCUCCACAGCGGCCUGGAGAGCUGCCAGAAGUCGCUCGAGUCCUACUUGGAGGGCAAGCGAAACAAGUUUCCGCGCUUCUACUUUGUCUCGAAUCCGGUGCUUCUAAAGAUCCUCUCUCAAGGCUCCGACGCAGAGUCUGUGCAAGAAGACUUUGAGAAGCUCUUCGACGCGAUCUCGAGGGUAGUAUUCGACAAGGAUGACCGAAAGAAGAUUUUGAAGAUUAAGACGGUCGCAGGCUCCGCGGAGGAAGUCGUCACGCUCUCGACUCCGCUCAAAGUCGAGGGCAACAUCGAGGAUUGGCUGCGCGGCCUCGAAUCGCAGAUGCAGCGUUCUGUGCGCAGAGACUGCAAGUACGCCGCCCACGAAACAGGCCUUGUCUACACGCAGAUGUCACUGAGGGACUUCUGCGACAGAUACAUCGCCCAGGUGGCGCUUCUGGGCAUUCAAAUGAUCUGGACUGCGGACUGCCAAGAGGCGCUGGAGAAGCUUUCGCGCGAGCGGGACAGAACUAUCAUGAACUCGACAAACAAAAAGCUCGUGGCCAUGAUGACUGACCUCGUCUCUGCCUGUCUCUCGGACCUGGGGACGCCGCUGAAUCGAACCAAAUACGAGACACUCGUCACCAUCCACGUUCACCAGAGAGACGUGUUCGCCGAUCUCUGGAAGAAAGUGAAGGAGCAUCGCCUGAAGGACUCGAGCGACUUCGACUGGCUAAAGCAGACGCGGCUCUACUGGAAAGCCGACUCAGACAACGCGCUCAUCGCCAUCGCCGACGUCGAGUUCACGUAUUCCUACGAAUACCUGGGCGUCAAAGAGCGCCUCGCGAUCACGCCGCUCACAGACAGGUGCUACCUGACCUGCUCGCAGGCUCUGGGGAUGUUCUACGGAGGCGCGCCAGCCGGGCCCGCCGGCACUGGGAAGACCGAAACUGUCAAGGACUUGGGGCGUACGCUCGGCAUCUUCGUCGUUGUCACCAACUGCUCUGACCAGCACCGCUACAACGACAUGGCGAAGAUCUUCAAGGGCUUGUGCCAGAGCGGCUUAUGGGGAUGCUUCGACGAGUUCAAUCGCAUCGAUCUCGAGGUCCUCUCCGUCGUCGCAAUGCAAAUUGAGUCGAUUACGACUGCGAAGAAGCAAGGCGUCCGCGCAUUCAUGUUCCCCGGCGAGGCCGCGCCUAUUCGCCUCGUGCCAGCCACGGCGUACUUCAUCACGAUGAACCCAGGCUACGCAGGGCGUCAGGAGCUGCCUGAGAAUCUCAAAGUGCUGUUCCGCAGCGUCUCCAUGAUGGUGCCCGAUCGGCAGAUCAUCAUCAAGGUCAAGCUCGCGUCGGUGGGUUACCUGGACAUUGACAGUCUCUCGAAAAAGUUCAAAGUGCUCUACGGCCUCUGCGAGGAGCAGCUUUCGAAGCAGCGCCACUACGACUUUGGCCUGCGAAACAUCCUCUCCGUCCUGCGCACAGCGGGGGCGACCAAGCGAGCGGAACCCGAGGCGGACGAAGAAAUGCUGCUCAUGCGGACGCUCCGCGACAUGAACUUGUCGAAGCUCGUCGCGGACGACGUGCCGCUCUUCCUCUCGCUGCUGAGAGACAUCUUCCCGAAGCAGGCAGAUCCGCCGAAGAAGCUCUACCGCGAAGUCGAAAGUGCUGUCGUCGCCACCGCCGCGAAAAACGGCCUCGUGCUUUCUGACGAGUUCCUCAUCAAAGUGAUGCAGCUCUACGAGACGUCGAUCGUGCGCCAUGGCUUCAUGCUGGUCGGUCCGACGUGUUCGGGGAAGUCGGAGAUCGCCUCGACGCUGACGACUGCGCUGACGAACAUCGGCAUCCCGACGCGAAGCGUGGUGAUGAAUCCGAAGGCGAUCACCGCGCAGCAGAUGUACGGCGUGAAGGACGCGCUGACUGAGGAGUGGACGCCGGGCGUCUUCGCGUGGAUGUGGGCAAAGUACAACAACCGCGCGCUCAAAUUCAACACGUGGAUCACCUGCGACGGCCCCGUCGACGCGAUCUGGAUCGAAAACCUUAACACCGUCCUCGACGACAACAAAAUCCUCACGCUCGCCAACAACGACCGCAUCCCCAUGACUGAAAACACCAGAAUUGUUUUCGAGGUCGAGAACUUGAACAACGCCUCGCCGGCGACAGUCAGCAGGGCAGGCAUCAUCUACGUGUCCGCCACGGACCUCGGCUGGAAGCCUCUCGUACUCAGUUGGCUCAACACCCGCAGCAAAACCAUUCCGAACGGAAGCGAAGAGAAAGCAAUAUUGACCUCACUCUUUGAAAAGUACCUCUUCGCGCCCAACACGCUGGAGUUUGCGUUGCGGGAGGUUCGCCACGUGAUGCCCGUCUCCGCGGCGAUUCUGACGGUUCAGAUCUUGAAUUUGCUGUCGGCGCUGCUGCGGCCGUUCGACGCGGCGAACGAAGUCCUCGCUGUGGAGCACUACGCUCGCCUGCUGACCUACGCCCUCGCCUGGGGCAUGGGGGGGUUGUUGGAACCCGAAGACCGUGCCAAGUUCGACAGGUUUCUCAAGACUUCCUGCGGCGUUCCCGACCCCUGCGAGGGCGACGCGACGCUGUUUGAGUACUACGUGGACUCGAAGACGAAGGCCUUCGUGCCCUGGACUGCCGGAGACUGGACGCCUCCCGCCGGCGCCCUGACCUUCGCAUCCAUCCUAGUCCCCACCACCGACUCACGCAGAGCGGAGCAUCUGAUUUCGAGUUUGUUGAGUUUGCCUGCGUCGCGGAAUCCGCCUUCGUUCCAAGCGGCGCUGCUGGUCGGCGGCCCGGGCACAGCCAAAACGUCGACGGCGCUCAUGUUCCUCUCCAAGUUCCAGCUGAGUGAGAAGCUCUGGAAGCGGAUCAACCUGUCCUCCGCGACGACUCCCGAGCGCUUCCAGCAGACCGUGGAGGCGGAGCUCGAGCGGAAGACGGGGAAGACGUACAGCCCGCCGGGCGGCAAGCCGAUGACUUUCUUCCUCGACGACCUCUCGAUGCCGUUCGUGAACUCCUGGGGCGACCAGAUCACCCUGGAGCUCGCCAGGCAGCUGAUUGAGCAGGGCGGCGUGUACUUCCUCGAAAAAGACAAGAGAGGAGACUUCAAGGCCAUGGUCGGCUUGCAGUACCUCGGCGCGAUGAACCACCCUGGCGGCGGGCGGAACGACAUCCCGAAUCGCCUCAAGUCAAAAUUCUUCUCCUUCAACAUGAUAUUGCCUUCCCUCACCUCCGUGGACAACAUAUACGGCGCCAUGCUGCGAGCCAGAUUCACCCCGAAAGCCGCGUCUGUCAAGAUCGCGGAUUUAUCGACUCGCUUAACGAAGGCGACGAUCGACUUGUGGCUGGACGUGAAGAAGACUUUGCUCCCGACGCCGAGCCGCUUCCACUACAUCUUCAACAUGCGCGACUUGUCGCGAGUCUUCCAGGGAAUUCUCGCCUGCUCACUGGAGGUGCUGACCUCUGAAGCGCGCCUCGUCGGCCUCUGGAAGCAUGAGUGCAUUCGCGUCUUCGCAGACAAACUCGCCCGCGAAAGCGACAAGGCCUUCGUCCACGAGACGGCGCACCGCGUCUGCGCCACCCAUUUUGGCGAAGACCUCGCGAAGGCGGUGGAGAACACGCCAUGGUUCGUUGACUUCCUGCGCGACGGCGUCGAAGACGAAAGCGGCGAGGUGCUGCCGGCGCCGAAGGUAUACGAGCCCGCGCCGAGCCUAGACGCUGUGCGCGCAAAGGCGAAUUUCUAUUUGGAUAACUUCAACGAAGAAAACCCCUCGAAGCAAAUGAACCUCGUCUUGUUCGACGCCGCCGUGAAGCACCUCAUGACGAUCUCCAGAAUCAUCCAGCUGCCUCGCGGAUCUGCGAUGCUGGUCGGCGUGGGAGGCUCCGGGAAGCAGUCGCUCGCGCGCCUAGCGGCGCACAUCGCAGGUCACUUCACUUUUCAAAUCACGCUGACGAAGGGCUACAACGACAACGCGCUCUUCGACGACCUACGCGGAUUGUACGUCUCGGCGGGGCAGAAGAAUCAGCCGACGACGUUCAUCCUGACAGACCUCGAGAUCAAGAGCGAAAGCUUCCUCGAGUACAUGAACUCCCUCCUCUCCACAGGCGAGGUCGCGGGGCUCUUCGCGAAAGACGAGAGAGACAACAUGGUCGCUGAGCGUCGCGCGGACUUUCUGAAGGAGCGACCCGACCAGGAGGAAACUCUCGUGAAUCUCUACAACUUCUUCCUGGAUCGCGUCCGCGACAACUUGCAUGUCGUGCUUUGCUUCUCGCCUCUGUCGCCCAAGUUCGCAGAGCGAGCCCAGAAGUUCCCCGCGCUGUUCAGCACGGCGAUCGACUGGUUCCUGCCGUGGCCUGAGGACGCCCUCGUCGCGGUGUCUUCGCGCUUUUUGAAGGACUUUGAAAUCGAUGCCAGCCCGGAGAAAAAGAAACUUCUCUACUUUGUCAUGGGGCGCAUUCACACAGACGUGGGGCGCAUGUGCGAGGAAUAUUUCCUGCGCAUGCGUCGACACGUCUACGUGACGCCAAAGUCCUACCUCUCCUUCAUCGGGCUCUACAAACAGGUCUACGCAGAGAAAUUCGAGGAAGUGAACAACCUCGAGCGCAGCGUCAACGUCGGGUUGCUCAAGCUGAACCAAGCCGCGCAGGACAUCAAGCAGAUGAAAGUGAAGCUGAAGGACGAAGAGAAGCGCCUCCGCGAGUCCGAAGAGCAAACGAACCAACUGCUAGUGAAGGUUGAGAGCGAGUCCGCCAAGGCGCAGAAAAAAAGCAAGCAGGUCAGCGACUUCCGCGACGAGUGCCUGGCGAACAAGGAGCGCAUUGAAGUGGAGCAGGAACAGGCGAACCAGGACUUGCAAGCUGCACUACCGUACCUGCAGGAGGCGGAGAACGCGGUGAAGUCCAUCACUGCGAAGGACAUCGUGGAGCUGAAGACGAUGAAGACGCCCUCUGACAUCAUUCGCCUCGUGUUUGACGGCGUGAUGAUUCUGCUCCAAAACAAACUCGUCGAGGUGCGCCCGGAGCCGAAAGUGAUCAACAAAAAAACCGUGGACUUCAUCCACGACUCCUUCGACGAAACUGCCAAGGCUGUCAUGGCUGACGUCCGCUUCCUCAGCAUCCUCUUCGAGUUCUCCAAGAACGAAAAAGACAACAUCAACGACGAAACCUGCGAGCUGCUCCUGCCCUACUUGGAGCUGGAAAACUUCAACCCGGCCGUGGCGAAGAAGGCGUCCAAUGCAGCAGAGGGACGCUGCAAGUGGGUGGGGGCGAUGGUCAUGUACCACGAGGCGGCGAAGAUCGUCAAGCCCAAAGUCGACUACCUCAAGAUUCAGACCGCACGCGUGGAAGUGGCCCUGCGGCAGCUGGCUGAGGCAGAGGAGGAGCUCGCGCAGGCGCAGGCGAUUCUGCGGGAGAUCAAUUCUCAGUUUGAGGCGGCGGUGAGAUCGAAAACCGAGCUGGAGCAACGCGCGCAGGCGACGAAGCGGAAGAUGGAUCAGGCAAACAAACUCAUCAACGGCCUUGCUGGAGAGAAGGCUCGCUGGGCGGAAGACUCAAACACGUUCGCCGACCGCCGCAAGAAGCUAGUUGGCGACGUCACGCUCGCGGCCGCCUUCGUCUCCUACUGUGGACCCUUCAACUCGGAGUAUCGAGUGAAACUCAGAACGGAGUGCUUCGGCGCAACGUGCAAGCGGCAGGGGGUCCCCGCCUCAGACGACGUUAACAUCGUUGAGCUGCUGGUUGAUCAAGGCACGAUCGGCGAGUGGAAUUUGCAAGGCCUUCCGGCAGACGAACUGUCGAUUCAAAACGGCAUCCUCGUCACGCGCUCGACGCGCUACGCCCUGAUGAUAGAUCCCCAGGGCCAGGCGCUCAACUGGAUCAAGAAACGCGAGGAGAAACGCAUGGAGGGCACCAAACAGUGCAUCACGACGCUCGCCAAUACGAGGCUGAAAGACCAACUCGAGUUCUGCUUGCAAGAAGGCCGCCCGCUCCUGAUUGAGGGCGUCGCUGACGACGUGAACCCGCUGCUGGAGCCCGUUCUCGAGAAGCAGAUUCUGCGGAAGGGCAAGAAGCUCUACGUGAGUCUGUCAGACCAGCUCGUCGAGUUCAACCCUGAGUUCACGCUCUACAUGACGACGAAGCUGGCGAAUCCGCACUUCUCUCCCGAGCUCUCCGCCAAAUGCACUGUCAUCGACUUCACUGUGACGCAGGAAGGUCUCGAACAGCAGCUAUUGGGGCGAGUGCUUUCGAUGGAGCAGCGCUCACUCGAGGAGAGUUUGAAUUUGCUGAUGGAGGAGUUGACCGCCAACACGAAGGCGCUGCAGGCGCUCGACAGCCAGCUGCUCGCGCGUCUCUCGAACUCUCAAAGCAACUUGCUGGACGACACAGAGCUCAUCGAGGUCUUAGGCAAUACCAAGGCAAAGGCGAAAGAAGUGGAGAAGAAACUCAAAGAUGCGCAGGAGAAAAAGGCAGAGAUCAACGAAAAACGAGAGCAGUACCGGCCGGUCGCGACGCGCGGCUCUGUCCUCUACUUUUGCACGGUAGAGAUGUCUGUCGUCUGCUGGAUGUAUAACUCCUCACUUGUCCAGUUCCUCGAGCAGUUCGAUCUCUCCAUUUACCGCUCUGAAAAAACGCAGCCCACGCACAAACGCGUCGAAAAAAUCGUGGAUUACCUCACCUACCAGGUUUACCGCUACGUAAAUCGCGGACUUUUCGAGCGCCACAAGAUGUCUUUCCUGAUGAUGCUCACUCUGAAGAUUCUGCUGACGUCUGGCGACUUGACGCCGGCCGAUAUUUCGCUUCUCCUCAGCGCGGGCGCCGGCCUCGACGAGAAGGCGGAGCGCCCGUGCCCAUUCAAAUGGCUCGGGCAGGACUCGAAGCCGUGGCUGAACAUUCUGCGGCUCUCGCGGCACGGUUUCGGUCGGGAUCAGAUUCAGUUUUUCUGCGAACUCCCCGAAGUCCUGAGCAAAAACGAGGCCCAGUGGAAGAAGUUCCUCGAAGACAACGAACCCGAGAAGCUCAGCGUGCCCGACUACGAGGACCGCAUCAAGACGCAGAAGCCUCUCGGCGCCUUCAUUCGCCUCUGCCUCCUUCGCGCGCUGCGAGAAGACCGGACGGUAGUCGCGGCCGCGCGCUGCAUUGAGGCGCUCCUCGAUCCUCGGUACACAGAGCCGGUGACCGACUCGAUGGAGUCGAUUUGGCAGGAGUCGCAAAGUCGCUUUCCCGUGCUCUUCUUGCUCUCACCGGGCACAGACCCGACGGCUGUGAUCGACGAGCUUGCGAAGAAGAAAAAGAAGUUCCCUACAGACAAAGUCUCCAUGGGAGAGGGACAGGAGAUCGUCGCGCGCGAGAAAAUCAAGAACGGAUUCCUCUCGGGGGGCUGGGUCGUCCUGCAAAACUGCCAUCUGGGCCUCAACUUCAUGGCGGAAAUCGAGGAGCUGCUCAAAGUGCAAGAUGUCGCCAAGGAUUUCCGGCUGUGGAUUACGUGCGAGUCGCACAACCGGUUUCCGAUUGGCUUGUUGCACAUGAGCAUAAAGGUGACGAACGAGCCGCCGAUUGGGCUGAAGGCCGGCCUGCAUCGCACCUUCACGACAAUGGUGACGCAGGAGACUCUGGACAAAGUUGAUCACGAGAAGUGGCGCAACAUCGUCUUCGCGACGGCCUUCCUCCACAGCGUUGUGCAGGAGCGCCGGAAGUUCGGCGCGCUGGGCUGGUGUGUGCCCUACGAAUUCAACUACUCGGAUCUCGAGGCCUCGCUCUUUGUGAUUGAGAAGCAUCUCGCCUCCACGGUGCUGGUCGGGCAACCCCUCUCCUGGGCGACCCUCUGCUACAUGGUCGCGGAGGUGCAGUACGGCGGGCGCAUCACCGACGACCUCGACAGAGAGCUCUUCAACACCUAUACGAGCAAGUGGUUCAACGACGAUCUCUUCAAGCACAAUUUCAGCUUCAACGGCAACACCGCGAGCCAGCACGACUUCGCGUACCGCAUCCCCGACUGCCUCGAAAUCUCUGCGUUCAGAGACUACAUCAACACCCUGCCGGCCGUCGACCAGCCCAGCGUGUUUGGCCUGCACGUGAACGCAGACUUGACCUUCCGCCUUCAGGAGUCCUCCUACAUGCUCAGGACGAUCCAGGAAACGCAGCCGAAGGACUCUGGCAGCGGCGGAGGCAAGUCGCGGGAAGAGGCCGUUAAAGAGAAAUGCCAAGAGAUCCUAAGCAAGAUGCCCCCCGACUUCGUCGAGGAGAAGUAUCGAGAGCAGAUCUCCAAACUGAGCAGUCCGCCUGGUCUGCUGACCAAAGGACUCCAAGUCCCCCUGAACAUCUUCUUGUUCCAGGAAGUCCAACGCAUGCAACGCAUCAUUGCCCUUUCGCGGACAAACCUGACGGCGGUCAUCGACGCUAUCGACGGCCUCAUCAUUAUGACGCCAGACUUGCAGGAUGAUGUCAACUUUAUUUUCGAUAUGUGCGUGCCGAAGAAGUGGCUCCGAGACCCCAGUGGAGCGGAGAUCUCGUGGAUCUCGCCGACUCUCGGGAAGUGGUUCAGCGGCAUGCAGCAGCGAGUCGAACAGCUCGUCUCAUGGCUGCAGAAUGGACGACCGAAAUCGUUCUGGUUGAGCGGUUUCUUCAACCCCGAGGGAUUCCUCACCGGGGUCAUGCAAGAGGUGACCCGACAGCAUAAGAAGGAUCAGUGGGGACUGGAUGACGUCGUGCUGCAUACUGAAGUUAAGGGCUACGACUACGACAAGGUGAAGGAGAUUCCCGACGAGGGAGUCAACAUCCACGGCCUCUACAUUGAGGGCUCCAGGUGGAACUGGCACGAGGGAAAGCUCGACGAAUCGCUCCCGAAGGUGAUGAUCGACCGAAUGCCGAUCUUGUACGUGACCGCAGUCACCUCAAAGGACAAAAAGACUCGAACUGCGGACUUCGGCCAGUUUGAGCCGUAUGACUGCCCGGUGUACAAGUAUCCCAGGCGGACGGACAACUAUCUGGUCUUCCGUGUCAACUUGAGAACGGAGGUGCAGCCGUCUCACUGGAAACUGCGUGGAACGGCCCUGCUUUGUUCGACGGAGUAG